Messenger RNA from Rosa chinensis, 1661 nucleotides. RefSeq names its product probable serine/threonine-protein kinase PBL18. Gene Ontology annotation, molecular function: protein kinase activity; ATP binding. The transcript has 6 exons. NCBI's taxonomy places the organism in Eukaryota, Viridiplantae, Streptophyta, Magnoliopsida, Rosales, Rosaceae. The record is from RefSeq and is a predicted model, not a curated record. The coding region runs from base 263 to 1438 and encodes 391 amino acids. Gene Ontology annotation, biological process: protein phosphorylation.
UAUUCUUCCAUUGACUAAAUUAAGCCUCUUCUGCAGUUUCUUCUCUCUCUGUCUCUCCCCCGAUGGACCCAUAUCCAGAUUGCCCUCCUCUUCCUUCUUUGACAUUUCCUAAUUUCCAAAUUGAUGUUGGGACUUGUUUCAUUUCUGGCAUAUAUAUACCCCCAACAAGACUUGGUCAUGUCUCUGUUUCUCCUCUCUCCUUUUGCUUUUGCCAUUACAUGUGAUCAGAUCAUUUAGAGGUUUAGUUGCCAGGGAAAGCACUAUGGGGAACUUGUGCUUUAAACCAGCAAAGUGUGCUCAUGCUUCUUCCAACAACUUCCCUGUCCCUCCUGGAGGUACAAAGUACAAUGGGAAGGAACAGCAGGAUUUAGCAUCCUCCAACCAGGACAGACCAUUGGGUGGUCCCAAUACUAAAGCUCUAAUAGCACCCAAUGCAGCUGAUACAUGUGUUCCUAGCACCCUUAAGUCCUUUAGUUUCAUUGAUCUCAAGAAUGCUACUAGGAACUUCCGCCCAGAUAGUCUACUUGGAGAGGGAGGGUUUGGGUGUGUCUUCAAAGGCUGGAUUGAUGCAAACACCUUGGCUCCCACUAGACCAGGAACUGGCUUGGUGGUGGCUAUCAAGAGGCUCAAGCGAGAAAGCUUUCAAGGUCACAAGGAAUGGCUUGCAGAAGUGAACUAUCUUGGUCAGUUUCACCAUGAAAAUCUUGUUAAACUCAUAGGGUAUUGCUCAGCAUCUGACAAUAGACUUCUUGUUUACGAGUUUAUGCCCAAGGGAAGUUUGGAGAAUCAUUUGUUUAGGAGUGUACAGCCUAUACCAUGGGCUAUGCGGAUGAAUAUUGCAAUUGAUGUUGCAAGGGGGUUGUCCUUUUUACAUAGUUUAGAUGCUAAUGUUAUCUACCGUGACUUGAAAGCUUCCAACAUUCUACUUGAUUCAGAUUUCAGUGCAAAGCUAUCAGAUUUUGGUUUAGCAAGGGACGGUCCUACUGGAGACAACACUCAUGUUUCAACCAGAGUCGUGGGAACUAGAGGCUAUGCUGCACCAGAAUAUGUUGCUACAGGUCACUUGACACCAAAGAGUGAUGUGUACAGCUUCGGUGUCGUUCUGUUAGAGCUACUAUCAGGAAGACGAGCAAUGGAUGAUGAGAGAGCUGGGAGUGUGGAGGAAACACUGGUGGAUUGGGCAAAGCCAUUUUUGAUUGAUAGUAAACGAGUUCUGAGAAUCAUGGACACAAGGUUGGGGGGUCAAUAUCCGAAGAAAGCCGCCCAAGCUGCAGCCGCACUUGCUUUGCAGUGUCUUCAUACAGAUCCAAAGAAUAGGCCACUCAUGAUCGAUGUUCUAGCCACAUUGGAACGACUCCACUCAAAGGAGAUAGUGCGGACUCAACAACCUAAACUAACCCCUCAUGGGGUUAAGCAUUCGAACCAUCUCACAAGAUAACGAGUUCAAAUUAAAACUUGGAAUGAAUUGUAUGUGGUUUCCUAGUACUCUGUAUAAUAGACGUAGCAGAAGGUGUGUUUUUUGGUGCCUGGGUAUACAAAAAGGAAUGAAAAAUGGGGAAGACAUAUUAGUCAUACAUGUUGGUCUUGAAAUUGUACAAUGUAUCAGUUUGUUAACUUCUGCUUUGCUUCACAAGUACAUUAAUAUUAUCAACUUCAAAUAA